CAUGUCCCCUAUGUUGUUCUAGAGCAAAGGAUUCGCCGAGAGCCUUCGCCAUCAGUACCAGCCAUCGCCAAUUCACCCGUCAGUUCCACUGCCUAGCGCCGACUGCCCAGUUGCCCACUGCCCAGCACCGCGUCGCCGACUCCCUCAAUCCCAAUUGAAUCAGCUCCACCCCUGCCACCGGCAGUCAGUAGCAUCUUCACCGCAGGGCUUCAGACGACCUCAAUAACCUCAUCUCCUGUGCCUUCAGCGCCAACGAGCAGUGACUACCAACAGCGGAGCAGAAUCAAAUUAUUGGGUGAUUACCGUCAUUCCAGGUGAUCGCCUAAUCCCUUUCACCUGAUUUAAUUUCCCAUGUCUGCAAAAACUGAUUUCACUUUUAUUUUAAUUUUAUCCAUAUCUCAAACUGAUUUCACUACUCAUUGUUUGUUUUUGCUUUUUAAGGGGUUUGCUUUGUUGUAUAUAUUUAAAAACAACAUAAAAAAUUUAACAAAGCACAUCACUACGAUAACAUAAAAAAAGAGGAGGUUAUUUCUUACCAAGAAAGAGAGCUCGUAACAGGCCUCCUCCGGGACCCCAUAUACCCGAAUCCCAGGGAAAGGCCGGGGGAGCUGUUGAGCCGGCUUGACCGGGGAAGGAAUGCUGCGGUAAUGUCCCUCCAGCUUCCGGUAGCUUUUGGGGAUUAAGAAGACGACGAAUGUGCCUGAUGAUUUUGAAAAAAAAUAAAAUACUUCAUGGAUUAAUUGUAAUCUUUCAAAUUUUAGAUUAAAACAUUGAGAAUAAUGCGGAGUAAAACUUUUUAUUACCUCUCCUUGAACCUGAAUUGAUUCAGGUAUCUUUAUGCCCUGAACACUCCAAGAUUCCAGCAAGAUUGACCAUAUCCUCACUUAUUCCGCCAUCUUCGUCAUGUCUAAAGACCAAAUAGUCUGCUCCAAACUCCAAUGUCUGUCCGCCAUUAAUGGCAGAAAAACUCGAGUUCUUCUGCCGUUAAUGACGGACAGACUUUGGAGCAGGCUAUUUGGUCUUUAGACAUGACGAAGAUGGCGGAAUAGGUGACGAUAUGGUCAAUCUUGCUGGAAUCUUGGAGUGCUCGGGGCAUAAAGAUACUAAAUCAAUUCAGGUUCAGGGAGAGGUAAAAAUAAGUUUUACUCCGCAUUAUUCUCAAUGUUUUACUCUAAAAUUUGAAAGAUUGCAAUUAAUCCACGGAGGAUUUUAUUUUUUUCGAAAUCAUCAGGCAUCUUCAUCGUCUUCUCCAUUCCAAAAAGCUACCGGAAGCUGGAGGGACAUUACCGCAGCAUUCCUUCCCCGAUCAAGCCGGCUCAACGGCUCCCCCGGCCUUUCCAUGGAUUCGGGUCGAUGGGGUUCCGGAGGAGGCCUGUUACGAGCUCUCUUUCUUGGUAAGAAAUAACGUCCUCUUUUUUUAUGUUAUCGUAGUGAUGUGCUUUGUUAAAUUUUUUAUGUUGUUUUUUGCUUGGAUAAAAUGUUAUUGCUUUUUGCUUCUUUUUCGGUCAUGGUUGUUGUUGGAUUAUGAAGCUCAUUGACUUCAUUGUGUAUGUGUUUGGACUCUGGUUUAUGAUGUCCAUUGUACUACAUUUUUCCACCAGAAUUGAAAUCUGAAACCAGUUGUUUUGGCUUGGACUCAAUCCUUUGAGUCUAAACCGAUUUGAUCCAUACGAUUUCGUUUCAGUGUGGUUCGGUCCAGUUUUAGAUCUAUGAAACUGCAAUCUACACUCUAAAUCCCAAACAGAAUUUGAGAUGGAGAAAUCCGGAGAUCCUACCAAUAAUUCGCGUCCUAACUCUAUAGCGAUCAGUUUGCCCUUUGUGAAAGAGAUGUAUUUGAGCGAUUGGUGGCUGAUAAAAGUCUCUGAACCGGGGCAAAUAGGAGUAGCAGGAUUCACUUUCAAAGAGUACUGUUUCUCUUCUAUCAGUGUCUAUUUCCUUCUUUUUCGUAAUCUAUUCGUGGAACAACUGCUUGUUUUGUUUGUGUUUAUGCUCUUGUUUGGAGCUGGUUCGGUAUCUAGUCAUUGCUUCUGAUGAAUAGCAAUGAAGAAUACAUGAUUUUGGCCUUCCAUUCUGAUAGAUAUUUUUGUGCUCGGUUUUAUACGAAUUGCUAUAUAUUACAUGCUGCCUUCAUUGUCAAGACUCAUUUUGGACAAUGUUUUAGCUUCAGAGCUAUAAUGGACUACAUCAAAAGAUGGCAUUUUAACCUUCCUUGUUUCUUGUUUCUUACUUUGCAUGAAGUUUUAGGCAGUAAAUGCACCAAAGGUCUUAGAGAAAUGGUCCCUCUAAUAUUUAUGGGGUAAAGUUGUGUAACCUAGAUACAGGUUUACUUAGACACUUCACAGGAGCUCUCUUCAUAAUAAUUGCAGUCCUGUACCGUAAGAUAUUGGAUUUGUGAUAAACUAUACCUUCCUCUUUAGGAAUGCAAUGGGAACCCUGUUUAGUAUUCUUGAAUAAGGUUUUAACUUGUAA
Molecule: messenger RNA, 2469 nt
Organism: Cuscuta campestris
Lineage: Eukaryota; Viridiplantae; Streptophyta; Magnoliopsida; Solanales; Convolvulaceae
Source: the annotation of a GenBank genome assembly